AGGAGAGGAACAUGAAGAACUUCAGGAGAGGAACUCGGAGUCUCUGUGAGCUCAGAGCCUUUCUGUGAUGAGAGGAUUAUAAACAGUUACUGUACCACAGUGAACUUCCUGACCUGAUGACCAGAGGCUUUUCAGUUAGAAGAUGGAAACGUCCACCUCAGCUCACGCCGGUCCUGCCCAGACCAGCAUGACCGCUCAGACAGGAGGAACUGUCUGCGCUCCUGUUCUCCAUGGAAACAAUAUUCAAGGCUCAGUGACUGUGACCAUUAUUCAGGGAGGUCAGGAAGUUUCCAGUUCCAGCACCAGUACAGUUCAGGCUGGAGGUUCUCCUGGUGCUCCUACUCUCACUGAAGGUUUGGUCACCGCAUAUAAACGAAAACUGAGGAAGAAGUUUCGCAGCAUUAAUGAAGGAAUCUCUCAGCAUGGAAGAUCAAUCCUUUUGAAUGAGAUCUACACAGAGCUCUACAUUACAGAGGGAGGGAGUGGAGAGGUCAAUGAUGAACAUGAGGUCAGACAGAUUGAGGCAGCAUCCAGGAGACCAGCAACACAGGAGAAACCCAUCAAAUGCAGUGACCUCUUUAAAGACAGACCCAUCAGAACUGUGCUGACUAAAGGAGUCGCUGGAAUUGGAAAAACAGUCUCAGUGCAGAAGUUCAUUCUGGACUGGGCUGAAGGAAAAGCAAACCAGGACGUCCUCUUCAUAUUUCCUCUUCCUUUUAGAGAACUGAACUUGAUAAAGAAAAGGUUCAGUCUGAUGGAGCUUCUUCAUCACAUUUUCCCAGAAACAAAACAAUUAAGAUCAAUACAAAGUGAUGAUUACAAAGUCAUGUUCAUCUUUGAUGGUCUGGACGAGUGUCGACUUCCUCUAGAUUUCCAGAACAAUGAGAGCUUGUGGGAUGUAACAGAUUCAGCCUCAGUGGAUGUGCUGCUGACAAACCUCAUCAAGGGGAACCUGCUUCCCUCGGCUCUCCUCUGGAUAACCUCUCGACCAGCAGCAGCCAAUCAGAUCCCUCCUGAGUGUGUUGACCUGGUAACAGAGAUACGAGGGUUCAGUGACCCUCAGAAAGAGGAAUACUUCAGGAAGAGAAUCAGUGACCAGAGCCUGGCCAAUAAAAUCAUCUCACACAUGAGGUCCUCAAGAAGCCUCUACAUCAUGUGCCACAUCCCAGUCUUCUGCUGGAUUGCAGCCACUGUUCUAGAGAGAGUGUUGGGUGGAGCAGAGAGUGGAGAGAUCCCCAAGACUCUGACUCAGAUGUUCACCAACUUCCUAAUCUUUCAGAUCAAACACAAGGACCAAAAGUACCAUGGUAAAUAUGACACUGAUCUUCAGCAGACCAAAGAGAUGAUUCUGGCCCUGGGAAAACUGGCUUUCCAACAGCUGGAAAAGGGCAAUCUGAUCUUCUAUGAGGAAGACCUGAGAGACUGUGGCAUUGAUGUCAAACUAGUGUCAGUAUACUCAGGAGUUUGUACCCAGAUCUUCAGAGAGGAGUUUGGGCUACACCUGGGGAAGGUGUUCUGUUUUGUCCACCUGAGUUUUCAGGAGUUUCUGGCUGCUUUAUAUGCAUCUCUGUCCUUCAUCAGCAGAGAUGAAACAAAACAGCUGACCACUGAUCUCUCUGGUAUUUUCAAAAAGUCCAGCAUGUCAGACUUCCUCAUGUCUGCAGUGGACAAGGCCUUACAGAGUGAGAAUGGACACCUGGACCUUUUCCUCCGGUUCCUUCUGGGCCACUCACUGGAGUCCAAUCAGACUCUCUUACGAGGCCUACUGACCCAGACAGGAAGCAGCUCUUACAGCAAAGAGGAAACAGUCCAGUACAUCAAGGAGAAGAUCAGGGAGAAUCCCUCUCCAGAGAAAUCCAUCAAUCUGUUCCACUGUCUGAAUGAACUGAAUGACCAUUCUCUAGUGCAGGAAGUCCAGACAUACCUGAACAGAGGAGAAUACUUUCGUCUCAGUGGAGUGGAUCUCUCUCCUGCCCAGUGGUCAGCUCUGGUGUUUGUGUUGCUGAACUCAGAAGAGGAGCUGGAUGAGUUCAACCUGAAUAAAUAUGACCUAUCAGAUGAAUGUGUUCUGAAUCUGCUGCCAGUGAUCAAAGCUUCCAGGAGGGCUGUGCUGUAUAACUGUAAUAUCACAGCAAAAAACUGUACAGCUCUGUCCUCAGCUCUCAGCUCAAGCUCCUCCAGUCUGAGAGAACUGGACCUCAGUAACAAUAACCUGCAGGAUUCAGGAGUGGAGCUGCUCUCUGCUGGACUGGAGAAUCCACACUGUAAACUGGAGAAACUGGACCUUUGUGACUGUAAUCUGAAAGUGAAAAGCUGUGCAGCUCUGUCCUCAGCUCUCAGCUCAAACUCCUCAACCCUGAGAGAACUGGACCUCAGUUACAAUGAACUGCAGGAUUCAGGAGUGGAGCUGCUCUCUGCUGGACUGGAGAAUCCACACUGUAAACUGGAGAUAUUAAACCUGCGUGACUGUGAUCUCACAGAGAAAAGCUGUGCAGCUCUGUCCUCAGCUCUCAGUUCAAACUCAAGUCUGAGAGAACUGAACCUGAGAAAAAAUGAGCUGCAGGAUUCAGGAGUAGAGCUGCUCUCUGCUGGACUGGAGAAUCCACACUGUAAACUGGAGAAACUGGAACUGUUUGACUGUAAACUCACAGAGAAAAGCUGCGCAGCUCUAUCCUCAGCCCUCAGCUCAAGCUUAUCAUGUCUGAAGGAACUGAACCUGAAUGACAAUCAACUGCAGGACUCAGGAGUGGAGCUGCUCUCUGCUAGGCUGAAGAAUCUACACUGUAAACUGGAGAAAUUGAGGCUGUGUUGGUGUAAUCUCACAGAGAAAAGCUGUGCAGCUCUGUCCUUAGCUCUCAGCUCAAACCCAUCCAGUCUGAGAGAACUGGACCUCAGUUAUAAUGAACUGCAGGAUUCAGGAGUGGAGCUGCUCUCUGCUGGACUGGAGAAUCCACACUGUAAACUGGAAGUACUGAGGCUGUGUAACUGUAAUCUCACAGAGAGAGGCUGUGCAGCUCUGUCCUCAGCUCUCAGCUCAAACUCUGCUAGUCUGGUAGAACUGAAUAUGAGUGCCAAUAAACUGUGGGAUUCAGGAGUGGAGCUGCUCUCUGAUGGACUGAAGAAUCCACACUGUAAACUGGAGACACUAUGGCUGUAUAACUGCAGUAUUACAGGUGAUGGCUGUGCUGCUCUGGCUUCAGCUUUAAGAUCAAACCCCUCCUCUCACCUUAAAGAGCUGAACCUGAACUCCAAUAAACCAGGAAAUUCAGGAGUGAAGCUGCUCUCUGAUCUCCUGGAGGAUCCACACUGUAAACUGGAGAAAUUAGACAUCUGAACCCCAACCAGCUGAUCUGCUCUCACACACAGAGGGCUAUGAGGAGAGGAUGACGUCUUAGUACAAACACACACUAUUAAUGACAUCAUUUCCUGUACACCGGUGACUGCACCUUCAAUGACCCUUCCAUCAAACUCCUCACACUGGUGGACGACCCAUAGCAACCACAUGAGCUCAUCACUCUAAACCAGUGGAAACGCUAGCAGAGUUUCAUAAGUAAUCUUAAACACUGAGAUGAGUUUCUACAUUAUUUUAUCAGCACAGAGCACCUCCUGAAGAACAGCUCAGUGAUCUAUACUUAAAUAUAAUGCUAGUCUACUUAAACUACACAUUGAGUGCUCCUGGGAUACAUUAAAUGGAUCUAUUUAACUAUG
Molecule: messenger RNA, 3708 nt
Organism: Pygocentrus nattereri (red-bellied piranha)
Lineage: Eukaryota; Metazoa; Chordata; Actinopteri; Characiformes; Serrasalmidae
Product: NACHT, LRR and PYD domains-containing protein 12-like
Exons: 11
Coding region: 143-3334 (1063 amino acids)
Molecular function (GO): protein binding
Source: RefSeq, a predicted model, not a curated record